Molecule: messenger RNA, 1752 nt
Organism: Arvicanthis niloticus (Nile rat)
Lineage: Eukaryota; Metazoa; Chordata; Mammalia; Rodentia; Muridae
Source: RefSeq, a predicted model, not a curated record
AUGGGGAAGAACAAGACCAAGCAGCAGGAGCCUUACAUAGAUAUGGAAAACCAAACACCUGAGCAGAGUGGGAAAGGCCACUGUGACUAUCAGUGGCACUUCGAUUUCUCUGAGUAUCUGCUCGAGCAUGACACAGAAUCAGACAAGAAGGGUGAUCAUUUCCAACCAUCUGUAACUGUUCAGAUGUCCAAAGAUCCUGAAAGUUUUCGUGAAGAAAUUAUGGAACCAGAACCAAAGGAACCAGAGCCUAAGGAACCAGAACCUAAGGAACCAGAAAGGAAGGAAACACAAAAGACUGAAAUAGAAAGAGAGGAACCAGAAUUGGAGGAACCAGAGAGGAAGGAAACACAAAAGGAGAACAGAAGUACAAAUAGUUACUGUCCUCCACGAGGAAUACUUAAUAAAACAAUUACAGAUGGAGUUACACUCAUUGUAUUAUGGACUCUACUCUGGGCCCUUAUAGGUCAAGAAGUUCUCCCUGGUGGAAAUUUUUUUGGACUUGUAGUUAUUUUUUAUAGUGCUUUCCUUGGGGGUAAAAUUUUAGAAGUCAUUAGAAUACCUGUAGUGCCUCCCCUUCCACCUCUUCUUGGGAUGUUACUGGCUGGUUUCACCAUCAGGAAUGUUCCAAUUAUUUAUGAAUUUGUCCAUAUUCCUACCACAUGGUCUUCAGCUUUAAGAAACACUGCCCUUACUAUUAUCCUAAUACGAGCUGGGCUUGGACUGGACCCACAGGCUCUGAAGCAUCUGAAGGGCGUGUGUUUGCGGCUGUCAUUCGGUCCCUGCAUCAUAGAAGCGUGUUCAGCCGCUUUCUUCUCCCACUUCAUCAUGAACUUUCCUUGGCAAUGGGGGUUCCUAUUAGGUUUUGUCCUAGGUGCUGUCUCUCCUGCUGUUGUCGUCCCCAGCAUGCUACUGUUGCAAGAGAAUGGAUAUGGUGUUGAGAAAGGCAUCCCAACCUUACUAGUGGCUGCUAGCAGUAUGGAUGAUAUCGCGGCCAUCACUGGAUUCAACACAUUCUUGAGCAUAGUCUUUUCCUCGGGUAGUGUAAUGAGCAAUGUCCUAUCAUCCUUGAGAGAUGUUCUUAUUGGUGUGCUGGUAGGAAUUAUUAUGGGAGUUUUUGUUCAGUAUUUUCCAAGUGGAGAUCAGGAGAGAGUUACACAGAGGCGAGCCUUCCUAGUUCUGAGUAUAUGUAUUUCUGCUGUCUUAGGCUGCCAACACAUCGGCUUACAUGGAUCUGGAGGACUGGUCACACUAGUGAUGUCGUUCAUGGCAGCAAAAAAAUGGGCUGAAGAGAAGGUUGGAAUCCAAAAAAUUGUUGCAAACACAUGGAAUGUUUUUCAGCCACUUCUCUUUGGCUUAGUUGGAACAGAAGUAUCUGUUGAAGCUCUUGAAUCGAAAACUAUUGGCAUGUGCAUUGCUACCUUGGGUCUGGCAGUACUGGCUCGGAUGCUGGCCACUUUUACACUGAUGUCUUUUGCUAACUUUCGUUUUAAGGAGAAAGUGUUUAUUGCUUUAGCAUGGAUCCCUAAAGCUACAGUCCAGGCUGUCUUAGGCCCUCUGGCUCUAGAAACAGCAAGGGUCAUGGCACCCCACUUGGAAGGAUAUUCGAAGACUGUGAUGACAAUGGCCUUUCUAGCCAUCCUCAUUACGGCUCCAAAUGGAGCCCUCCUCAUUGGCAUACUGGGACCCAAAAUACUUGAACGUAGUGAGGGGACAGUCCCCUUAAAAAUGGACCUCUCAAACUUUCAACAUUAA